Zonotrichia leucophrys gambelii is the source of this 3440-nucleotide messenger RNA. RefSeq names its product A-kinase anchor inhibitor 1 (gene AKAIN1). Lineage: Eukaryota; Metazoa; Chordata; Aves; Passeriformes; Passerellidae. The transcript has 3 exons. The coding region runs from base 238 to 444 and encodes 68 amino acids. The record is from RefSeq and is a predicted model, not a curated record.
GCGGCCGCCUCCGCCGCCGUGCGGGGCCGGGCGCUGUCCGUGGUGCUGAGCCCGGCGGGACGGGCGCUGGCCGAGGUGCUGAUCCAGGAGGACCGGGCGCUGGCCGUGGUGCUGAUCCCAACAGGGGCGGGCGACGUCCGGGCCUUGAUCCCAGCGGGGCCGGGAGCUGUCUGAGGUGCUGAUCCCAGCGGGGCCGGAGCUGUCUGAGGUGCUAAGCCGUGCUGCCCGGGCGGCAUCAUGGUUUUCGCUCCAGGUGAGAAGCCAGGGCUGGAGCAAGAUGAAGUUAAGCUGCAGAUUGCCAGCAAGCAGAUUGUGCAGACUGCCAUCCUCCGAGCAGUGCAACAAGUUUCCCAGGAGAGCCAGCAAAAGGAGAAGCGAACAAACACCGGUACAAGCCUCCAACUAGAAAGAGGAAAACUAACCAAGAAGCAUGAAAAGAAGUAAAGGAGGAGAUUGGGGUUUUUCAACUCCAGUCUGCAAGUGUUUUCAGCCUUCUCUUUAGUAUCAGCUGUAUUGCUAGUGCAAUGCCACUGCUGUAAAGCAAACCAAAGUAUUAUCACACCUAGACAUAGGGUAAAACUGCAAUAGUCCUCAUCUGAGAAAUACUAAGUGCAUUAGAUGAAUGACUCCAUAUUUAUGCAGUGCCUCUUAACAGAAACAAUAUAACCAUAGCUGUAAAAGUAGUUUCAAGCACAAGCUCUUAUGAUAUGAGCUUAUUCUCAAAAGCUUGUUGCCAGUGCACUUUCAUGCUAAGUUCUGCGAGCACCAUUUACGUCAGUUCAGCUGGACGGACCCUUCCCUGCGUUUCUGGGCUCACUGAAGCUCUCUUGGCUGAGGAAAUCGUUUAUUGUGAGGUGUAGCAGAAUGAUUUCAGGCUCCCUUGAAGCACGAGUUUGUACUUUGCUCUGAUUAGAUAUGAACUGUGUGAGAUGGCAGUAAAAAGUGGAUUUGGUAAGUUCUGUGAACCAGUGUAUUUUUUCAUCUUGGGGGAAAAAAAGCAAUCCAGUAAGACUGCAGUGACUGUGAUCUAUGACUAUGAUCAUAUAGCUAUGAUCUAUGUCUUUUUUUAAAAGAAGUUAAAUACUGAAGUUUUAGUCUAUUUAUUUAAAUACUUCUAUACUUCUGCAUAAAAAUCACUUGUGCCUCAACUAUUCCUUUUAAUUUUCUUGAUAUUGAAAGAAAAGGAACUGAUGUGAAGAAAAGUUGGCCAGAAUUUGCUCCAGUUUUGCAAUUCUUCUGGGUCUUGAUUUACAGACAGUGAAGACUGAAGUGUCUUAAAUAAAGGGAGGUUGAAUAUAUUAAUAUCUUUAAGGAUGAAAAUAUACAGUAUCUGAAUUCUGUCAUGGUAGGUAUUUCUCACCUGCUGGGUGUAAAGUGACUUUAGAUAUUUGCAGUUGUUACAUAUUCAACUUAAAUAGCACUGUGUGAAGCUGGUGAUACAGGGCUUAUCCUUUCAACUGCUCUAUAUAGCUGAAGAAAUCCAUGAUGUUUCUGAAAAUACAAAUUAAAUAAAUGUACCCUUCACUUUUAUUGCUCCCUUUAUGGAAUGAUGAUUGCACUAUUAUACAUGUGAAAUGAAUAACUGUAUAUUUAAAUCUAGAAAUGGCUUGUAGCUCUGCUUCAAAUGAAUUCCUGUAUUCCUGUAGUAAUACAGCUGGAAAUACAAAGAGGAAGAUGCCCUGCAAAACUUUCUUAAUGGCUUUUCUACUCAGCUAGAUGAUACUCAGAGACUGUGGGUUAAAUAAUUGGCUAUUACUGUGUCCUGUUGCUUCUGUUAAACGAUUUUGGGAUUCCUUCUGUUGGACAGAGGCUUAGUCAUGAAUAACCACAUACUGUAAUAUUAAGUCUUUGUAAUCUGCUUGGUUUCUUUUUAUUUUUUAAAUUUUUUAAUUUAACAGCACUGACUCAUACAAGAUAGUGAUUUAGCUCAAUCUUCUUUCACUUAAAAAUGCAAACAGGAAUUCAACAUGAUUGAAAGUGUUCCAAAUAAUCUAGUAAUGAAAACUGACCUGGAUUCCAAGUACACAGGUGGUUCACUUCUGUAGACACUGGGUGAGUUUUUAGUCGAGCAAACUUUGAAAGGUGAAAGUAGUUGGGUCUUGAGGCACGUAUGUGUUUUUGUAAUAGUUAUUUUUUAACCAUUAGAUUUUUCACCAGUUCACCUUUGUUUGGGAGGCACUUCUUUUCUAAGCACUCUUUGCAUUUUUCUCUCUGAGAGCCUAAGAAAACUGAUCAUGAAUGAAGGUUCAGUUCUGAGGCUGAUGAGCAGAAACAGGAACUGUUUCUUUUUAUGCCAUUUUUAAAAUUAAUCCUUUUGGCAAGAGAAGAAUUUAAAAAACCAGUGAAUCUGGGCUUUUGCCACUGCUUCAUAUUAGCCUAUUCCACUCGUCCUCCCACUGUGCACUUCUACAAUAUCACUUUACUCUCUCUUUGCAACUGCCCUCAUCUUAUUAGGCACACUAUUUAUUACUCAACUGUUUAAUAGUCAUGUCCAUCAUUGUCAGAACACCAAUGCCAUCAGAAGUCUAAUAUCUUGGAAAAUAAAAAAUGACUGGGAGCCUUGGCUUCUUAUAUGCUUAUUAGACAAUCUCAUGAAGUACUUACUGUGUGCUCAUGAGGUGUGUAGUAAUUUAUGCCUUAUUCAGCACCAAAAAAAAUACAUAUCUUAGAAAUACAAGGCAAUCAAAAAGGUAAAUAUAAGUAAUUAAAACAAACUUACCACUUAUUAGCACUUACGGUGGUAAGCAAAAUGUUGUACAAAUAUGUGAAAUUAUAUUUAUCACAACUCCAGAAGAAGAGAGGAAUCACAUGUGUGUGGCUAUCCUGCACUAUGCUUGCUAUGCUGUCAUUCAGGUUGAUUAUAACAAUUUUAUUAUCAUGAUGCACUCUUCUUUGUAAGGUUAAUAAAGCAGCAAUGCCUAAAUGGAGAUUCACAUGGCCACAGCAGGAUGUUGUAACAGAUUACUAAAUGCCACUGUACAUCAAGUUUUUGGUCCUGUGUGGUCACACUGGAAAUCUCUGCUCUAAAAUAAAUAAAACCAACAACUGUGACUUGGAAACAGCCAUAUUAAUUUUAUCAUUUCAGAAAAAUAAAAAAGCAUUCUGUGAUAAUAUUAUGAGUUGGAGAUUCUUGGAUGUUUAUUCAAUAGCAAACAAUCACCUGGAAGUCUUACUGACUCUACUCAAGUCAUGUAUGAUUUUAUUUUUUUCUGGUGAUAUUUUUUAAGUGUCUCAGAUUAUAGUAUAUUUACAAUGGUAAGUAUGUAAAAUUGCUUUGUAACUAUUCUUAAUAUGAUUACCAUGAAAUAUGCUGCAGUUGUUCUUUAAAUGUGUGCCUAUGUCAAAUACACAGUUAAUGUAUCAUUACUGAAGGCUUUGCUAAAAAAAAAAGUUUAAUUUCAAUUAGUAGAAAAUAUAAAAGGAAGUAAAAUGAAUUCUUG